GCAGCAGCUCACGGUCAUACACUGUUCUACUGGAUAAUUGACAACUAUGAGCGGCCUAGUAACACCCACCAAACGCAUCCUGCGACCUCUGCUGAACGUAGUGCUGGUGGACCCAUGUAUCCCACAGAACACCGGCGCCAUCUCAAGGCUCUGUGCGGCGACUAAGGUGCACAUGAUUAUUGCGGGCACCCCUAAAUUCAAGAUCAGCGACGCCAACCUGAAACGCGCGGGACUGGACUACUGGGAGCACCUCUCCUGGGAACUACAACCAGACAAGGAAGCCUUCUUCAAGUCUUUGGACCCUGGGCGCGUGCACAUAUUGACUUCCAAGACAGACACUCCGUACACUCACAUGAAGCCGAUCACCGGCGACUAUCUCUUUUUUGGAAGCGAGGUGACGGGAGUGCCGGCGCAUUGGAGGGAAACGCACCCCGAUCGAUGCUUUACGUUGCCGAUGUUCUCGGACCACGUGCGAUGCCUAAACCUGGCCAACACCGUGGCCGUGUCCGUAUACGACGGAUUGCGCCAAUUAGAAGCCUUCUAAUAUGUGAGACAAAGGGUCGAACUUAUCCUCUAGCCCACACCGUCCUAGCGGUGUACGAUGGUUUAUGCUCUGAGUUAGAAGCAUUGUACUGUGUGAGGGUUAGAGUGGCCUUGAAGAUCUACACCACACUGUAGCCCUAGCAGUGUACGACGGGUCGCCCUAAUUCGUCGCCUUUUAAUAUGCGGGACAGAUAGUGGCCUUAAACCGGGCCAGCACCGUACGUCUAACGGUGCAUGGCGUUUUACGCCAGUAUUAUACGUUCAACGCUGUGGGGAAGAGUGUCUUGGGGUGCGUCACGAUAAGUGAGAGUUCAGAUGCUUGGUAUGACGAACAGCUCAGGGUUUAGGUUUUCAACUAUCAGACCACGUGGGGCAUAGGCGAUAAUUACUACGGAUACACUGACACGGUGCAAU
Molecule: messenger RNA, 957 nt
Organism: Sphaeroforma arctica JP610
Lineage: Eukaryota; Ichthyosporea; Ichthyophonida
Exons: 6
Coding region: 47-544 (165 amino acids)
Biological process (GO): wobble position cytosine ribose methylation; wobble position uridine ribose methylation
Molecular function (GO): RNA methyltransferase activity; RNA binding
Source: RefSeq, a predicted model, not a curated record